AUCUUAUGCUAAAUAUAGCAUUUUGUAUCAAAUUUAUAACAAUAUUCAAAUCUUUGAAAUAGUCUUACCACCACAUAUACUCACACGUACACCUUUUAUGUCUUUUAGAAGACACUACACUAUAUUUUUCUUUGCUAUAAAUACAUACACACAAACACAUAUAUAAUUUUGAAACCAACCCUAUCUCUGGUGAAUUUAAGAACAAGCUAGCUAGGGCCCUCCUCAACAAUGGCCUACUAUGGAAGAAGAAGCUCAACGACCACCUCCAUCUUAGAAGGGUUCACUCUAACACCGCUUCCGUACCCAGUUCUGCUCAUCUUAGCAGUUGCUUUCAUCUUUCUCGGUUCAUCAUGGUACUUUUCAUACGAGGAAGCUGUGGAAAGCGCCGAAGAACAAAUCAGUUGGGUUAUGUUCGUAGUGCCAAUACUUCUUUUGCUCAUCGUUCGUUGGCUCUCAUCCAUGGAGAAUCCAGAUGCACUUUUUGCCAUGUCACCGUGGGACCGUCGCCGGAGAACCCACCACAUUCCGUCGGAGGGUAGCUCGCCGUGGGGUGUGGCUGCUCUCAUCGUUCUCAUACUGGUUUUGCUUCAGUACCACUCUGUCUUUCGUGAUAGUUGGUUAAUAUAAUAUAAUAUUUAAUACACAUAUAUAAGUAGAGGAAGUGUAUCAGCUUGUUCAUAUUUUUGGUUUUUUAUGUUCAUUUUGCAGUUUUAAGAAUUGGGCUUUUCUUUUUUCUGUUUUUGAAAUGGUUUUUUUUUUUUUUUUGUAUAAGAUCAUGGCUUUGUUUGUAUAUCUAUAUGAGAGUGUUUUUUUAGCUGUGAUCAACACGGAAUUACUUAUCUUGA
Molecule: messenger RNA, 845 nt
Organism: Humulus lupulus (European hop)
Lineage: Eukaryota; Viridiplantae; Streptophyta; Magnoliopsida; Rosales; Cannabaceae
Exons: 1
Coding region: 229-627 (132 amino acids)
Source: RefSeq, a predicted model, not a curated record